This is a messenger RNA of Neospora caninum, 2391 nucleotides long. RefSeq names its product 50s ribosomal protein L12, chloroplastic,related. NCBI's taxonomy places the organism in Eukaryota, Apicomplexa, Conoidasida, Eucoccidiorida, Sarcocystidae. Gene Ontology annotation, biological process: fatty acid metabolic process. The record is from RefSeq and is a predicted model, not a curated record. Gene Ontology annotation, molecular function: trans-2-enoyl-CoA reductase (NADPH) activity. The transcript is spliced from 14 exons. The coding region runs from base 1 to 2391 and encodes 796 amino acids. Gene Ontology annotation, cellular component: mitochondrion.
AUGGAACGAACUGAGACGCACUACGAGGUGCUUGGUCUGUCGCCUGAGGCGACUCUCAGUGACAUUAAAAAGGCAUUCAGGCAUUUGGUGAAGGUGUACCAUCCAGACAAGAAGUCAAGUGGCGCAAAAGCUGAUCAAGAACGAUACCUGCAAAUUCAACAUGCAUUCGAAACCCUUAGCGACACUCGCGCCAGAGAGGACUACGACAGCUCUCUCCGUCGGCACACAGAGAACCGGAAGGCGGGACCUAACAGCAAUGACGCCGAUUUAGAUCAGCGACCAGCGGCCGUCGAACAGCGUUUUGUAACCAGCUUCUACAAGACGGAAAGGCUGGAGGCUACCUCCGAAUUUACCAAAGGCCGCGCGCUGAGGCCAAAAGAAGACGAACUCCAUCGGCAUCAGUGCACGUGGCCGGUCUCUGCGAUUGUCGCAGAUGGUUUGGCGCCGAGCCACCACAGGCGACACAGCGAUGUUGUCUACAACGGUCACGCGGACCAUCAAAUCCCUGCGAGUGGGGGGCACGAAGAACAGUUUAGGAAGCGCCUAGAAGCUUCCGUUCAGGAAAUCGAAAGCCGGGAGAGAUUCCCUAUCAGAGCGACUCGCAUGAAGCUGAAAGACGACCUAGAUUGGGGUGAAGUACUGGUUCGCGUUCUGCAUGCCCCCGUACUCCCUUACGAUCUGGUUAUGAUCCGGGAAGGAUAUGACGUUCUAGGAGCUACAGCACAAACGGAGGACGAACGCCGAGAUAACUGGCCUUUCCAGAAGGCUUCCGUCACGAACGAUGACCCCUCGGCGAAAUCAAACGGUUCAACACAUGAAGUCGUUCUCGGUUGCUCCUGGCUGGCGGAGGUCGUUGACGUUGGCCCAGGUGUAAAAGUCGUUAAACGCGGUGAUUAUGUCAUUCCUCUUGGGGCCGGUCUGGGCUGCUGGAGAGCUGCUUCCGUUUGUGCGGAGCGCGACCUCAUGAUUGUCUCGAAGGAUCUUUUUCCGCGCACUGAAGAGACAGCGGUUGCUAAAGAACUCUUCCUUGCGUAUUACCUCCUCCAGGAAUACACAAGGUCCCUCAGGCCUGGCGAUGCAGUUCUCGUGAACGGUGCAGGCUGUCUCGUAGGACAAAUGAUCGUUCAAUUCUGUCGACUGCUGGGCUUACGCUGCAUCUGCAUAGUUCGGGAUAGUUCUUCUAGUCAGAACCGAUUUGAGUCGAGACAGACCCAGAAGAAAGUCAGCGGACCGGAAGUCUCUCAAUACCUCCGAUCCUUGGGGGCGGAUGAAGUCUUCUCGCCUGGAGUUAACGUUGCCAACGUUCUGACGAAGAAACGCCAGAGUCUCCCUCUGGUGUCAUUUGAACUGAGCGGAGGGAGUCUGGGAGGCCUCACCGCGGCUUCUUGGAUCGCCCGCGGGGGAAAAGUCAUUCUUGUGCAUGCAGCCGGAAUGAUUCCACAGACAAACGACCACUCGGCGAUCCCCUGGAACGAACUGUUGAGCCGCAGCAUUCACCUGGAGUCCUUCUACCUCAAUGGGUGGCUACAAAGCGCGCGCAACCAGCAGAAAAUGAGAUCCGCACUAGAAAGUGUCGGCGCGCUCGUUAGAGCAGGGAAACUCGUUGUGGAUCUCGCUGAGCCCAUCGACUUCACUGCCGAGUUGGGUACUGACGGUGUUUCAGCUGCUUUGCUUGCGCUAAACGAAGACAACAGCGGCAGCUGCUUCCGGCAGCCAAUGAUAUCCUUCGCAUCGUUGGAGACCGAACGAUUGCUCUUUGAAGAGGAGCAGCAGAAAACGCUUCUCCGAGAGCAACAGGCCAGGCAGGCACAAGAAUCUCUUUUCGCACAAAGCACCCGCAACGCUAGUAUCGACAGCACGAGGCACGCUUCUGAGGACAAGGCGUCCGAGCGACCUAACUUUUCAGUAGCCGUCACGACUGAUGGAGAAGGCCUCUCUUUUCUCGAGCUGGCUCCGGAGCAAACGUUCAUUGGAAAUAGGAUGGCGACGAUCUUCCAUGCUGGGCAACAACGAGGUUGUCUGAUCUGCUCGCACGCGAAUCACCUGGUACCAGAGUGCCCUUUGGACAGCGCAACCGGUCCCAAGCAGCAAGUCGCCUUGGCGUUUCCCGUUGAGGCGGUGGUGUGCCUUGGGGCGCCUCUACUGGCCGAGCGAGUUCUUCAGUUUCUUGUCAGCCGAGCCGACAAUCACGCUAAACAGGUGAAGAUCUUCUUUCUGUUCGGCUCGAAAGACAAAGAGUGUCCUGCCUGGAGCCAGGAAGAAUGGCGAAGAGCAUUCGAAGAUCGCGGUUACUGUGUGACGAGAGAAACGAUUCUUGACGGCACGCACGAGACGGACGACCGAACCCUUGCGCAUGUUGCCGCUGUUUUUUCUAUUCUGAGGCUCGAAUGA